AUGGCAGUUUUGUGGACAGGUUCGCAAAUCCCGUUGUACCUAUUCGGCGGCAUUCCUCCGUAUAUCUAUCAAGACAUCGGCAGCGUCGACCGUCGGACCUGGUUUGUGCUGGGCAACCUCCUCGCCCUGGCCGCCAUCUGUCCCUUUGUCGGGUCUCUUUCGGACUUGAUCGGUCGACGAUACGUCGCGUUGAUCGGAGCCGGUUUCCUAGUUUUUGGAAUGAUUGUCGUGUCCACAGCCAAUACUAUGAACACCUUUAUUGGAGGCAUGGUCAUAUCAGGAGUUGGUGCUGGUAUCAAUGAGCUCACGGCUCUGGCGGCUACGUCUGAGAUGGCCCCUACCUCUAAGAGAGGCAAAUACGUCGCCGUGUUGAUAUUUACAAUUAUCCCAUUUUGCCCUUCGGUGCUCUGGGGACAGUGGAUUGCCUAUCACGCUAAUUGGAGAUGGAUUGGACUGCUCUGCGGUCUGUGGGGUUUCAUCGGUCUUGUCAUGACGGCCAUCUUCUAUUUCCCGCCACCCCGGGUCAAUAGUGAGGGUCUUAGCAGGAAAGAAAUCAUCAACAAAAUCGACUAUGUGGGGGGAUUCCUCAGUAUCUCUGGUAUGAUUCUGUUCAUGAUGGCCUUGCAGUGGGGUGGAAACCAAUACUCCUGGAAAUCGGCCCAUGUCCUCGUUACACUUCUCUUGGGUGCUGCCCUUCUCAUCGUAUUUGGAUUUUGGGAAAUCUACGGUGCCAAGAUCCUGGCCCUGACACUCAUUAUAACAUUUAUUUCCGGAGCGAAUUUCUUCUCGGUACUUCUCUUCUGGCCUACCCAAGCAUUCAACGUCUACGGUCAUGACCCCGUUGGUGUCGGGGUGCGAGGAAUCCCUAUUGGACUUUCCAUCCUUGCUGGUGCCUGCGUCGUGCUCUGGUUACUCUCGGUCUUCAAGGGACAGAAUAAGUUACUUAUGAUUCUUUCGUCUGCUUUGAUGACUGCAGGAACCGGAGCAAUGGCGGUGGCUGAUAUUGAUAAUCUUAACGCCCUCUGGAUUAUUCUCAUCAUUGCCGGAUUUGGCAUUGGAGGUAUUGUUGUUCCUGCUUCUAUCAUCACCACAAUCAUUUGUCCCGAUGACUUGAUCGCCACAAUGGCUGCCCUGACGCUGGCAGUUCGAGUCGUUGGAGGAGCCAUCGGUUAUGCCGUUUAUUAUAACGUUUUCGUCAACAACUUUACCUCCAACGCCAUUCACUACAUCGGCGGAGCCAUGGUGCUCGAACUGGGCAUCACCGAUCCUCACGCCAUCGAAACCGCCACCGAAUACACGGGAGACUCGCUACUCGAACCACUCAAAACCCUUCCCGGAAUUGGAAACAACGAGACAGCAUAUAUGAUCGUGGUGCGUGCUGGGCAGAUGGCGUACGCGGCGGCGUACGCCGCAGCGUACAAAUACGUGUACUAUACCAGCAUUGCUUUUGGUGCGGUUAGCAUCCUUGCGGCCAGAUCGACUUCCAAAAGUACGGUAGAAAUGCGCAUAGGGUCGACAAACAACUGCCAAUCAAGGAAUGAACUUUUUUUGGCGGGGAUUUCUUCGUCUGUGACUAUUACUUUCAAGAUUCUUCAUCCAAGCUGUCCUUGUACCUUUCGUAAGUUUCAUAGAUUUCCAAGGAUCACGUUUUUGCUACCGGAGCCGAACAUAGUCCAGGUGCGCUGGGAGGAUAGUCAGAGUGCCAGCACAAACGGCGUCCCCAGUAAGGCAAAUGAUCUUGACUUCGUCUAUGGGAAAAUUCGGAAUCCGUCCAUUGUUUUGUUGAUUUUGGGUAUCACCGUAAGUGAUGACAGCGCGAUUCAGUCUUUGACUUUAUUUGGCAAAUCCUCGAUGGCACGAUGA
Molecule: messenger RNA, 1863 nt
Organism: Rhinocladiella mackenziei CBS 650.93
Lineage: Eukaryota; Fungi; Ascomycota; Eurotiomycetes; Chaetothyriales; Herpotrichiellaceae
Exons: 5
Coding region: 1-1863 (620 amino acids)
Biological process (GO): transmembrane transport
Molecular function (GO): transmembrane transporter activity
Source: RefSeq, a predicted model, not a curated record